This is a messenger RNA of Loxodonta africana (African savanna elephant), 2079 nucleotides long. It is a transcript of the gene YAE1, whose product is annotated as YAE1 maturation factor of ABCE1. Lineage: Eukaryota; Metazoa; Chordata; Mammalia; Proboscidea; Elephantidae. The record is from RefSeq and is a predicted model, not a curated record. The transcript is spliced from 3 exons. The coding region runs from base 70 to 750 and encodes 226 amino acids.
GCCCCGCCCCCUCGGACCGGAAGGAGUUGCGGUGCUUCCGGUACCGGGCGACCCCUGGUUGCCCCGGUGAUGUCGUGGGUUCAAGCUGCUGGCUUGGUCGGAUGCCCUGGAGACGAGGGGGAUGUGUUUGAUGAGGAGGCUGACGAGUCGCUUCUGGUGCAGCGAGAAUGGCGGAACCACAUGCACAGACGAGUCCAAGAAGGUUAUAGAGAUGGAGUAGAUGCUGGCAAAGCAAUUGCUCUUCAACAGGGCUUCAAUCAAGGUUAUAAGGAGGGGGCAGAAGUCAUUAUAAACUAUGGACAACUCAGAGGAACAUUAAGUGCUUUGCUCUCCUGGUGUCACCUUCAUGGUAAUAGUUCUGCUUUGAUCAGUAAAAUAAAUAAUCUUCUGGAUGCAGUUGGCCAGUGUGAAGAGUAUGUGCUCAAACAUCUGAAAUCAAUCACUCCACAGCCCCGUGUUGUAGAUUUAUUGGACUCCAUUCAGGAUAUGGACCUUUGUCAUGUAGUUCCAGCUGAGGAAAAGAUUGAUGAAGCUAAAGAUGAAAGAUUCUGUGAAAAUAAUGCUGAGUUUAACAAAAACUGUAGCGAGAGUCCUAGUGGGAUAGAUUGUUCCUAUUUAGAAUGUUGUAGAGCACAGCAGCAUGCACAUCCUGAAAGCCCAAGCCUCACCUGGAUUUUAGAACAGACAGCCAGUUUAGUAAAACAGCUGGGAAUAUCAGUAGAAGUAUUACAGCACCUCAAGCAAUUAUAGAAGUUACCACUUUUCUAAUGAAAAGAAUGUCUCAGAACACUUCUUAGCGUGUUAUCAUUGUUUCUUAACCAAACUUUGCACCGAUUUCUACAUUAAAUACUUGAGCUGUUAGGAUUAUCCUUCAUGGAAUUUGGAAAUAUCUUCAAAAUUAACACUACUAACUGUAAUAUAAGACUUUUUUCUUUGACAUUGGUCCAACAUUCUGCCAUUUCUGUAUCUGCUCAAUCAACAUUACUUACCUGCUUACAAGACAGUAGUCAGGGUUGAUUUAUCUUGUAACCUAGAAGGUGGGAGAAAAAUCUCAUUAAAACCCUAAGAAUGAUUUUGGUUUUCUAAUUUUUAUGUAGUUUAAGAUAUGCUAGAGAUUCCAGUUGCCUUUGUCAUUUUCAAAUUUCUGAUCAAAAUCAAGCAUUUUCAGGCUAGUUGGCAAAAGUGAACAAGAAACAUGUUUUGUAAGGACCCAACCCUACUUUCUGCUGCUAUCACUAUUACGUGGUCAGUACCAAAGUUACCAAAAAUUACAUACUGGCUAAUGUAGAUAGAUAAAUAAACAUAAAUAUAUAGAUAUGUAUGUGUGUAUAUAGAGAGAGAAAUUAAAGAGACUACAAGUGUGAGAAACUGAAGUGAUGUUUAUACUGAUUAAAAAUAAAAUUUGUUUUAGUUUCAUGUUGAUUAAAAGUACAUUCGAGGGUGGUACUAUUGUGAUUGCUGUCAUUAAGUUGUACAUGUGUAAAAAGUUGAAUUGGCAGAACUUGUGUGAUAGAUAUAUUUACAACAACAACAACAAAAAAGAGUAGUUGCUAAAGUUGUUUAUGUACAAUCAAAUGCCUCACGGGAUUUGGUUCCUUGGUUUGGAGGUUUAGGGUUAUAGUUUCAUGGGACAUCCCAGUUAAUUGGCCUAGUAGCAUGUUUAGUGCCUCUGUCCCAUCUCCUAGUUCAUUGAGUAGUGCCUGGGAUCUUAAAAGCUUGCAAGCGGCCAUCCAAGGCAUGACAGUUGGUCUCUAUUCACCUGGAGCAACAGAGGAAGAAAGAGAGUCAGAAAUAGGAGGAUAUGGAAUGUGUGGCUGAUUGCCCCCAUGAACAACUGUCUCUGUUGCCAUGAGACCAGAAGAACUGGAUGGUGGCCAGCUACCAUUCUAACACUUUGAUCAAAGAUUCCAUUGAAGAACCCUAAUCAAAAGGGGGGAAAUGCAGAACAGAAUUUGAAAUUUUCAUAGACUCCAGACUUUCUGGAGCCAAAGAGGAUGGAUGAACCCGUGAAACUAUUAUCCUGAGAUAAUCUUUAAACCUUAAACCAGAAAUAUCCCCUGAAAAAAAAAAAAAAAACCC